This is a messenger RNA of Oxyura jamaicensis (ruddy duck), 6120 nucleotides long. It is a transcript of the gene C2CD3, whose product is annotated as C2 domain containing 3 centriole elongation regulator. The coding region runs from base 55 to 6009 and encodes 1984 amino acids. Gene Ontology annotation, biological process: cilium assembly; centriole elongation. The transcript has 28 exons. The record is from RefSeq and is a predicted model, not a curated record. Lineage: Eukaryota; Metazoa; Chordata; Aves; Anseriformes; Anatidae. Gene Ontology annotation, cellular component: centriole; centriolar satellite.
AUUUGUGGCCUUGCUGCGUCACCGAAAUGAGAUCUCUUCCUGAUCUUUGCAGAUAUGGGCGUGCUCGUCCUCGAGGUGAUGACCAAACUCGACCACCUUCCUCUUGGCAGAGUGCAGAUCACCGAACUGCCCCAGCUCUCUCCCAGCCACCCGAUCGGGGGGGUUUUCACCAUCCUUUCACCGACAUCCGAGAAACUGGGAGAGCUGCAGGUUUCGCUGGUUCUCGAACCCCUGUCAGAAACGCGUGACGCCGGCAGCUCUGCCCCAGCCCCAGAUGCAAGUUUAGAUACGGCUCCUGCUCAGGGAAGCAGCAAGCCCCGGUUUCUUCCUCCGUCGCCACAAUCUAAGCGCACCCGGGUGGCUGCUGCUGGCCAGGAGCCUGCUGACAGCAGCAGAGCCACAACUCCCAGAGGAAAGGACCAUUUAUUCUUUCAAGAGAACUCCAAAAACGUAAAAGAUGUUUCUUCUGCUUCCCACCACCGUCUGAUUUUACCAGACGAACAUUUAAAAGCGAAUCCUUUAAAGCAGCCGGAGUCGUUUCCCACCAGCGCUGAUCCCGACGCGCCUCCCGGAACAAACACGCGGGUGUUCUCUUUGCAUAACCCAGCUACAAAGGACCUGCUCUCAGCUCUUCUGGAUCAAGGCAAUAAACUCCGCGAUGCCAUGGUUGUCUCUGCAAUGAAGUCUAGCCCGGACGUGGAGAUUGAACUGAGUGAAGUGCCUCCUUUCGUGAAGACGGAUGGCUUCAAAGCAGCAGCAAAGAGCCCAAACGUCCUGAGCUCAGAUUUUGUGCCUGCUCCUGAAGAUCCCCAUCCCUUCACAUCUGACAUCACAAGUCAGCAACUGGACCUCGACUCUGAGGAGAGAGCGAUACAGUUACUGUUGGGCAGUGCUGACUUACCUCCUGUGCGUUUCUGGGACCAGACAGGUUCCCUUUGGGAUUCUCUGUCCAUUGGGAGCGAGGUGUAUGACAGCGAGCUCAAUGAUCCCCACUACGACCAGAGUCUGCUGGAGAGUCUUUUUUACACGGCUCCUAAAUCGGAUUCCAGUUUAAGCGAUUUCCUCAGCGAUGAAGACGUUGACCCUCCCAAAGAAAUGGGCAAGGCAAAAACUGUGAAGAAAGCCAAUUCUGUGAAUCCCCAGAAGGAUUCCAGUGCCUUUGAUCAGGAUCAGAAAGUGACAGAAAUUAAGGCCAGCUGCUCUCCUACCAGACAACUCGCCCCUCUGGAUGUUGGCACAGAAGAAGUUUGCGUCGCUGCCUUGAGCGUAGACCAGUUGGCGUUGCUGGGGAGGAUACACCUGGCCAGAGUCAUCAUUGAAAGCUUGCGAAUCCCUCCCGAGGGCACCCAGAUUACACCGAGAAAGAAAGGUUUAAUGGGGAAGCCUCCAAGGCCUGCACCAGUUAAUAAGUGCACCUUCUUCGUUGAGUACCACUUUCCUGUGGGAGCCUCCAAGAACGAAAAAGGACAGGUCUCCGUGACCACAGAAGUGAUCCGAAUAGCUUCGAGUAAAAUCACAGACGGCGUGGUGAAAUUUCAGCAGCGGUUUGUGUUCCCUCUUCGUUUCGGUGGAACGAUGGUUGAGCACUGGUGGAGCUCUGACCUUGCUUUUAAAAUCUACGUGAGAAAAAGCACCCAGAAAAAGCCGGUGGCCGUUGGCUCGGCAGUGCUUCAGCUGCGCAAGGUUAUUCAGUCGGAGUUGCUCACUGUCAGCGACGAGAUACCAGUGGAAAAAGAGGGAGGUCAGAUGCAAGUUGGACCACUGAAGGUGUCGUUAGAGCUCGCUGCUGACAACAAAGACUUCGCCAGCACCGCUGCCAGGUCAGCGGUGGCUGCGCAGCAAAUCCCAACUCAUGCCGUAAGAAGUCCCCGGCUGGAAUUCCGGGAGCCCGACAGGAAUGGUGUAAAUGCAGAAAGCUGCGUGAAAUUUAGCAGCCACGAGGGCCUGCAGAAGACGGGAGCAGCCAGCGCGGACGUUGGGUGGCCGCCACGGGCUGUAUCGACCUCUGUGGCCGGUAAUCGGUUGGCACAAACAUCUGCACCUGAAGAUUUCGGGUUACUGCUGCACGUGCUGCUGAUGGUGCCUGACGGGAAGGAUUUCAUUGCUGAGCGGUACGGGCUCCACGCUUCUUGCAACGUGUACUUAAACUGCAAGCUGCUCAGCACGGAGGAGGCAACGAGAUCUGCUGUCGUGUGGGGCACGACACAACCUGCCUUUAAUUUUUCUCAGGUUUAUCAGCACAGAAGCGGGAGUUUCUAUACGUAUUACUACCCAAACGUCAGGGACCAGAUGGUUGCCAAAGGGACCUUGCCUUUGUCGCGGCUGUGUGCCAUGGUGACUAUGCAGCAUCGGGAGCAAAUAGACAUACAGACCUUUAAUCUUCCGUUGGUCCCGAGGACUGAUUCCUCAGAGGAAUUUCACCUGCGGUCUUCAGGCUUGCUUGAUGUGAGCGUCAGAUACCGCCGCUUUGUGAAAACUGCAGGAACAACCGCUCAGGCGGUUUCUCUGGCUGUACAAAUACACCGAGCAGCUGGUUUGCAAGCAGCAGCCAGAGCUGUGGCAGAGAAGAACCCUUCGCUCCAGUACUAUGCAGGUGUGGGAGUUAACGCUUACGUCUCCGUGCACCUCUCCUUCCUACCUGAGACAGAGAGGCGCAACACACAGGCUGUGGCUCGUACUUUCUGCCCGGAGUUUGAGCACCACGUAGAGUUUCCUUGUAACCUCAUCGUCCAGAAAAGCAGCGGAGAAGCCUCUUGUUUGGGAGAGCUCUUGCAGUCUGCCAGUAUCGUCUUCUCUGUCUACCAUCAGAGCGUCAAGUCAGCCACUGACACGUUGGCAGCUCGGACAUCAAGAGAUUAUCUUCUUGGGACAGUUACAAUUCCAACCAGAGACCUACUGAGAAGAAGAUCAGGUAUUACAGGCUGGUACCCCGUUACCCUCGCUGAAGAGGCAAUGCCUUCACACCGCGCUAACAUCAUGCAGGCCGUUGGGGGAGGACUGGACCUUUCCGUGACUUUUGCUCAUCACGGUGACAGGGAGCGUGUGUUGGAGGCUGCUAAGCUUCUGGGAUGGAACAGCGAGGAAAGCCCUGAGGACAGUUUGGAUGAGAGUGACGAAGGGGAUCAGGGGGACAAUCCAGUGGCUGUGACCAUUUCAACCCCAAGAGUGUGGCUGCCCGUCCACUGCGUGCUGCUCGCGGGGCAGACGCACCUGAACAGAAGCACUCACUGCUACCUCAGGUAUAAGCUGUACGAUCAGGAAGCCACGUGGACCUCGCUUAGGAGGCCAAAACUGAGUGACGACGCAAGGAACGUCACGGUGAGCUUUAAGAAACCAAACGAGGUGACCCUCCGAAGGAGCCAAGGGCUGAUUUGGUUCUUCAGGGAGGAGAAAUUAGAAAUCCAGGUGUGGUGGGCAUACGGCAAAGAAAAUGAUGCGGAAAGACCGCUUGAUACAGAUCGUCUCAUUGGAUCCGCCUAUGUCGACCUCGGAGCGUUAGCAGAGAGGUCAAGGAAAGCACUGAGCGUUGGUGGAGUUUACCCCUUGUUCCGAUGCAAUGCUGCAGACCUAGCGGGGGCUGCUGUCCGUGUUCACGUCGCCCUUUCUUCCACUUCUGCUGCCCUGACCAGCAGACUUCACUGCGCUGAGGAGUACAGCAGCAGUGAAGAUGAAAGCACAGAGAAAGCACCUGGUCCGAGCCAAGAGGUCCCUGAGAAUCACUGUCAGAAUCUGGAUGUCCUAAGUUCAGAAAUCCCCAGUGAGAAACCGCAAGAAGGCGACGAGGAGUUUCUGGAAAACACGGUUGCUGUCAAUAUCCUGGUGGAAAGAGCAAUGCAUCUAAGUUUAAAAGGGAGCCCUCUAACAGACCGGGAAGUAACAGCACCCAGCAGCUGUGUGACGUUUGCUGUUGCCGGUGCGGCCGCUCCAGUAACCACGUCGGUGAUAGAAGACACAGACUCGCCCGUCUGGGACUUCCAGCAGCAAGCGAGAUUAUCCAAAGAACUUCUGCUGGAUCCACAGCAAACCUUGGUCUUCAAAGUGUGGCAUAAAGCAGCAGAGACCGAGCGGGUGAUAGGAUUUGCAUCGGUGGACCUUUCUCCUCUUCUUUCUGGCUUCCAGCUAGUGUGCGGGUGGUACAAUAUUACAGACUUCAGCGGGCAGUGCCGAGGACAGAUCAAAAUAGCAGUUUCCCCCCUUCAAAACAUAAAUAACCUCAAAGAAGAAAAGCAGGCGAGGGUUCGGACCCAGCCUCCAAAUUCUUCAGUGAAAGACAGCUUUCCAGCAUUCCCCGGUAACGUUACAAGCUUUUCCAAGCAGGUGUCAAAUACCUUGUCAAAGGAAGCUACUCAAGAACCGCCUGUUCCUAGCAGAAUUCAUUCCCCUAAGACGCACGCCCCUCGUCAUGAAGAGCACAUGCAGAACGUGCGCAGGUUUCACGAGUCCUUGCAGCAAGCGGAAGGAAACGCACACCGGGCAGCCAAGGUGGACGCGUUACCGCUGUCAUCACGCGCUUCUCUUCUAACUGCUCUCAGAAAAAACUUGAGUGAGCUGGAUGAGGUUCAGAGAUACUUCAGUCAGAAGCUGACCAGGUCUUUUCCUGACUUCAGUUACGGUGACACACCGAAACCAAGCCGUGAAGAGCAGGAGAGCGAUCAUCAGGGCUUGAGGAGCCGCGAAGUGGAUCCCAAUGGAUACCAUCUUCUGAAAACGUCGAGUCAGUUGGUGUCUCAGGUCAGCAGCCUCAUCAGUGACUUACAGACCAUCGCUAAAACUAGCAAAGACUCUUCUGGUGGGCAUCAAGACAACAGCAGAAAGCCGAGUGCUGCUCGUGUUCCCCACCAGAAGGGUGGGAAAGCCAGAACUGAAGUGCAUCAAGGCCAGGGUGAGUCGGACUCGACCAAUGCCUGCAGCGAUACGCAGCUGCCGUGCUCUUUCGGGAGACACAUAUUGCAGGAGCUGCUAGACCAAGCUGUCCCUGAAAGCGAGUCUCCUUUGCCAGCGGACCACAUCCAGAGAGCUGAAGGUGCUUUUGCCCUCCAGCCCCACAGCGAAGAAGAAUACGAGGAAGACGUUAUAGAACCACGAACUCUUAAUGAAAUAACAACCCUGACUGACAAAACCAGUCCCUGGUCCAGCGUGCUCUCCGAAGUGGAACUGGGCGCUGAGCAGCAGCCUGCAAACGUGGGGCCCGAAGAUCAGGGGGCUGCAGAUUGUUUGCAAAAAGGAAACAGCAGGAGGAGCAGCUCGUUGUCCAGCGUACCGCAAGGUGACAACCGAAACGUGCUCACUGCUCUUAGCCCGUGCGUUAUCCCCCGCGCAGAGCAGAGCGGUCCUUGGGCAGGAACGGAAGGCUUCAAGAGCUUGAACGGUGUCACUGAAAAAUCUGAGAAGGAGCUGCUUCGUUCUGCUCGUUUGUCAGGAGUGCAUCAAACAGUUGGUGGCCCUGCAGAAAAUGGAAAUUGCAACUGGGAGAGGACGUUUAACGCUAAGCAAAUAAAGCGAAACGCAGAGUUUCCUGCGGCCUCCGAAGAACUUCUGGAAUUUCCAGGAGUCAUUGCUUUGACCAAGCCAAAAACCACAGCGAGGGAGAAGGAAAAUGGUGAGGUUUUAGGUAAAGGUCAUCAAGAUGAGGAAAAAAGUGGUUCCAAUGAGAUCUUUGCGAAGAGUGGAUCUGCCCGAACAGGCUCAGAAGGAAACGUCGGUGGCUUUUCUGAUGGCAGCCAUGAAGACCCACCAGGAGAGUCAGGGAAGUCUGAGAAACCAGCAAUUGUUUUGCCUGAUCCCGUUGUUCCCAACUUCUUCCUUCCACCGCAGCAGAUGGAAGCCUCCAUGAGGAUGCUCAGCAUUUCUUCUCUUCCUUCCACGAGCGGACGCGGAGCUGCGCUGGGAGGGAUCCCGUACCGAAGGCCGAACCGUCAGAGGCCGGCGCUGGCCCCAGCCGAUCUCUCGGAAGCAGAAGCCCAAAGAAUCGCCCGGAUCUUCUCUGCUCAGCUCUCCAAGAACGAGUAGCGAGGGUGAGAGGCUGGCCGGAGCGGCUGCUUCCCAAGCCACGGCUCCUGCCUGCCGUGGGCAAAGGCUGCGGCCUCCGGGGCAGAGGAGAAGGCAGCAGUUGGGUUCAAU